AUGGAUAUAAUUAUGGGAUACUGUGUGGGCACACGGCCUCCUCCUUGCCUCAUCCUCCUGCUUCUCAAGCUUUUGGCCACUGUCUCCCAGGGGCUGCCAAGGACUGGGCCCCUGGGCUUCCACUUCACACAUUCCAUUUAUAAUGCUACUGUGUAUGAGAACUCAGCAGCAAGGACCUAUGUCAACAGCCAAAGUAGAAUGGGCAUCACCUUGAUAGAUCUGUCCUGGGAUAUCAAAUACAGAAUAGUAUCUGGAGACGAGGAAGGCUUUUUCAAAGCAGAGGAAGUCAUCAUUGCAGAUUUCUGUUUCCUCCGAAUAAGAACUAAAGGUGGCAAUUCUGCCAUAUUGAAUAGGGAAAUACAGGACAAUUAUUUAUUGAUAGUUAAAGGUUCUGUCAGAGGAGAAGAUUUAGAAGCAUGGACCAAAGUGAAUAUACAAGUAUUAGAUAUGAAUGACCUGAGACCUUUGUUUUCACCCACAACAUACUCUGUUACAAUCGCAGAAAGCACACCUUUAAGGACUAGUGUCGCCCAGGUGACAGCGACAGACGCAGACAUUGGUUCCAACGGAGAAUUCUACUACUACUUUAAAAGCAAAGUGGAUCUCUUUUCAGUUCACCCCACCAGCGGUGUCAUCUCUUUAAGUGGACGUUUAAAUUAUGAUGAGAAGAGUAGGUAUGACCUGGAAAUUUUGGCUGUGGACCGAGGGAUGAAACUCUAUGGAAACAACGGAGUGAGCAGUACUGCAAAGCUUUAUGUUCACAUUGAACGGAUAAAUGAACAUGCCCCAACUAUCCAUGUAGUCACUCAUGUUCCUUUCUCACUGGACAAAGAGCCGACGUAUGCUGUAGUGACCGUCGAUGACCUAGAUGAGGGGGCUAAUGGAGAGAUUGAAACUCUUUCCAUUGUGGCUGGGGAUCCUCUAGAUCAGUUCUUCCUGGCCAAGGAAGGAAAGUGGCUGAACGAGUACAAGAUUCAGGAGAGAAAGCAGAUUGACUGGCAGAGCUUUCCUUACGGCUACAAUCUCACUCUUCAAGCGAAAGACAAGGGGUCACCUCAGAAGUUUUCGGCACUGAAGAUAGUCCACAUUGCCAACCCCCAAAGGGAUGCUGUCCCAGUGAGAUUUGAGAAAGAAGUGUACGAGGUGAGCAUCAGUGAAUUUUCCCCUCCUGGUGUGGUGGUUGCUAUAGUAAAAUUAAGUCCCGAACCGCUAGAUGUGGAAUACAAAUUAUCUCCUGGUGAGGAUGCAGAGUACUUUAAAAUUAAUCCUCGGUCCGGUCUGAUUGUCACAGCACAGCCACUGAAUACCAUUAAGAAGGAGGUUUAUAAACUGGGGGUGACAAACAGGGAAGGGGAUUUAAAAGCACAAGUCACCAUAGGUAUAGAAGACGCCAACGACCACACCCCAGAGUUUCAACAGCCGCUAUAUGAGGCUUUCGUGAAUGAAAGUGUUCCAGUGGGAACGAGCGUUCUGACAGUUUCAGCUUCUGAUAAGGAUAAAGGAGAAAAUGGAUACAUCACCUACAGUAUCGCCAGCCUGAAUUUGUUACCAUUUGCCAUUAACCAGUUUACAGGUGUUAUUAGCACAACCGAAGAACUGGAUUUUGAAUCCUCCCCAGAAACUUACAGGUUUAUUGUAAGAGCCUCUGACUGGGGCUCGCCAUACCGACAUGAAAGUGAGGUAAAUGUGACUAUUCGCAUAGGAAAUGUCAAUGACAACAGCCCUCUCUUUGAAAAAGUUGCUUGUCAAGGAGUUAUUUCAUAUGACUUUCCAGUUGGGGGUCACAUCACAGCUGUCUCUGCCAUCGAUAUUGAUGAACUUGAACUUGUAAAGUACAAAAUCAUAUCUGGAAAUGAACUUGGUUUCUUUUAUUUAAACCCAGACUCUGGUGUUUUACAACUGAAAAAGUCACUCAUGAAUUCUGGCAUUAAAAAUGGUAAUUUCGGCCUCAGAAUUACAGCAACUGAUGGAGAGAACUUCGCAGACCCCAUGUCUGUUAACAUUUCAGUCCUCCAUGGGAAGGUUUCUUCAAAGAGCUUCAGUUGCAGAGAAACACGUGUGGCUCAAAAGCUGGCAGAGAAACUGCUCAUUAAGGCAAAAGCGAAUGGGAAAUUGAAUCUGGAAGAUGGAUUUCUUGACUUUUAUUCAAUUAAUAGACAGGGACCACACUUUGACAAGUCUUUUCCUUCUGAUGUGGCUGUGAAGGAGGAUCUGCCAGUUGGUGCUAACAUCCUGAAGAUUAAAGCCUAUGAUGCCGACUCUGGCUUCAAUGGAAAGGUGCUGUUUACAAUAUCUGAUGGAAAUACAGACAGCUGCUUUAAUAUCGAUAUGGAGACUGGGCAACUUAAAGUCCUUAUGCCCAUGGAUCGAGAACAAACAGACCUCUAUCUCCUUAAUAUCACCAUCUAUGAUUUAGGUAAUCCACAAAAGUCUUCGUGGAGGUUGCUGACCAUCAAUGUGGAGGAUGCUAAUGACAAUAACCCGAUUUUUCUUCAAGACAGUUACUCAGUUAACAUUCUUGAAAGUUCAAGUAUCGGUACUGAGAUUAUUCAAGUGGAAGCCAGAGACAAAGACUUGGGUUCCAAUGGUGAAGUGACUUACUCCGUCUUGACAGAUACACAGCAGUUUGGCAUCAAUAGCUCAACUGGAAUUGUUUAUGUAGCUGACCAACUGGAUCGAGAAUCUCAAUCAAACUACUCUUUAAAAAUAGAAGCCAGGGACAAGUCAGAAAGUGGUCAGCAACUAUUUUCCGUUGUCACUCUUAAGGUGUUUUUGGAUGAUGUCAAUGACUGCUCCCCAGCUUUCAUUCCCAGUAGCUAUAGUGUGAAGGUUCUUGAAGAUCUCCCCGUUGGCACCGUCAUUGCUUGGCUGGAGACCCACGAUCCAGAUCUUGGAUUGGGGGGUCAAGUGCGCUACUCUUUGGUCAAUGAUUAUAAUGGGAGAUUUGAAAUCGAUAAAGCAAGUGGUGCCAUCCGCUUAAGCAAAGAACUUGACUAUGAAAAACAGCAGUUCUAUAACCUCACGGUUCGGGCCAAAGACAAAGGGCGGCCUGUCUCUCUGUCAUCUGUUUCCUUCGUUGAGGUGGAAGUGGUGGAUGUCAAUGAAAACCUCCACACCCCGUACUUCCCAGACUUUGCUGUUGUUGGAUCUGUAAAGGAAAACUCACGCAUUGGAACAAGUGUGCUGCAGGUGACUGCCCACGAUGAGGACUCCGGGAGGGAUGGAGAGAUCCAGUACUCCAUCAGGGAUGGCAGUGGUCUUGGAAGGUUUAAUAUAGAUGACGAGAGCGGGGUCAUCACUACUGCAGACAUUCUUGAUCGAGAGACAAUGGGGUCGUACUGGCUGACAGUGUAUGCCACAGAUCGGGGUGUUGUUCCACUCUAUUCCACUAUUGAGGUCUACAUUGAAAUUGAAGAUGUGAACGACAAUGCCCCACUGACCUCGGAACCUAUUUUUUAUCCUGUUGUCAUGGAAAACUCUCCAAAGGAUGUAUCUGUCAUUCAGAUCCAGGCUGAGGAUCCUGACUCCAGUUCCAACGAAAAACUGACAUACAGGAUUACAAGUGGGAAUCCUCAGAAUUUUUUUGCCAUCAAUAUCAAAACAGGUCUGAUUAUGACAACGUCAAGGAAAUUGGAUCGAGAACAGCAGGCAGAACAUUUUCUGGAGGUGACUGUGACCGAUGGCGGCUCCUCUCCCAAACAGUCGACAAUUUGGGUAGUGGUUCAGGUUCUGGAUGAAAAUGACAACAAACCUCAGUUCCCAGAGAAAGUCUACCAGAUCAAGCUGCCAGAACGUGACCGAAAGAAGAGGGGAGAACCCAUUUACAGGGCUUUUGCUUUCGACAGAGAUGAGGGCCCCAAUGCAGAAAUCUCCUACAGCAUCGUGGAUGGGAAUGAUGAUGGAAAGUUCUUUAUUGACCCUAAAACCGGCAUGGUUUCUUCCAGAAAGCAAUUUACAGCAGGGAGUUAUGACAUCCUAACGAUAAAGGCGGUGGACAAUGGGCGCCCACAGAAAUCCUCCACGGCCCGCCUCCACAUUGAAUGGAUUAAGAAACCACCCCCUUCACCUAUACCGCUGACCUUCGAUGAACCAUUUUAUAACUUCACGGUCAUGGAAAACGAUAGAGUAACAGAGAUUGUAGGGGUGGUAUCUGUGCAGCCAGCUAACACCCCUCUGUGGUUUGACAUAGUUGGGGGGAAUUUUGACAGCUCUUUUGACGCAGAGAAGGGUGUCGGGACAAUUGUCAUUGCAAAACCUUUGGACGCUGAACAGAGGUCCUUCUACAAUAUGAGUGUGGAAGUCACCGAUGGGACAAAUGUUGCUGUCACUCAGGUAUUUAUCAAAGUGCUGGAUAAUAAUGAUAAUGGCCCAGAAUUCUCUCAGCCGAAUUAUGAUGUGACGAUUUCCGAGGAUGUCCUUCCAGAUACGGAGAUAUUGCAGAUUGAAGCCACGGAUAGAGACGAGAAGCACAAACUGAGCUAUACCAUCCACAGCAGCAUUGACUCUGUCAGCAUGAGAAAAUUCCGAAUCGACCCCAGCACUGGUAUCCUCUAUACCGCCGAGAGACUGGACCAUGAGGCCCAAGACAAGCACAUUCUCAACAUAAUGGUCAGAGAUCAGGAGUUUCCUUAUCGAAGAAACUUGGCCCGGGUCAUUGUCAAUGUGGAAGAUGCCAAUGAUCACAGUCCUUAUUUUACCAGCCCACUGUAUGAAGCAUCUGUGUUUGAAUCGGCUGCUUUGGGAUCAGCUGUUCUGCAGGUGACGGCACUGGACAAAGACAAAGGGGAAAAUGCAGAACUCAUAUAUACCAUAGAAGCAGGGAACACUGGGAACACUUUUAAGAUUGAACCAGUCCUGGGCAUCAUUACAGUUUCCAAAGAACCAGAUCUGACAACAAUGAGCCAGUUUGUCCUGUCAGUCAAAGUCACAGACCAGGGUUCCCCACCAAUGUCUGCUACUGCCAUUGUGCGCAUUUCUGUCACCAUGUCUGAUAAUUCUCACCCCAAGUUCACACACAAAGACUACCAAGCAGAAGUAAAUGAAAAUGUUGAUAUUGGAACAUCAGUCAUUCUCAUCUCGGCCAUCAGCCAAUCUACCCUCAUUUAUGAGGUCAAAGAUGGAAAUGUUGAUGGGAUGUUUACCAUAAAUCCAUAUUCUGGAGUCAUCACCACUCGGAAAGCACUGGACUACGAACGUAGUUCUUCUUAUCAACUCAUCAUUCAGGCCACUAACAUGGCAGGGAUGGCUUCCAAUGCCACAGUCAAUAUUCAAGUUGUUGAUGAAAAUGAUAAUGCCCCAGUAUUUCUCUUUUCUCAAUACUCAGGCAGCCUAAGUGAGGCUGCCCCAGUCAAUAGCAUUGUCAGGAGCGCAGAUAACAGCCCACUGGUGAUUCGAGCCACUGAUGCUGACAGCAGCCGGAAUGCUCUGCUGGUGUAUCAGAUUGUGGAGUCCACAGCCAAGAAGUUCUUCACUGUGGACUCCAGUACAGGUGCAAUCAGAACAAUUGCCAAUCUGGACCAUGAAACCAUUGCCCAUUUCCAUUUUCAUGUGCAUGUGAGAGACAGUGGUAGCCCCCAACUGACUGCAGAAAGUCCUGUUGAAGUCAACAUUGAGGUGACAGAUGUGAAUGAUAACCCACCUGUGUUCACACAGGCUGUGUUUGAGACUGUCUUACUUCUGCCUACCUAUGUUGGAGUGGAAGUUCUGAGAGUUAGCGCCACGGAUCCUGACUCUGAGGUGCCCCCUGAACUGACAUACAGCCUAAAGGAAGGCAGCUUGGAUCAGUUUUUCAUUGACUCAAUCAGUGGUGUACUCACCAUAAAAAACAACAACCUCUCCAAAGAUCAUUACAUGCUGAUAGUUACGGUGUCUGAUGGAAAGUUCCACAGUACAGCCAUGAUCAACAUCAUGGUUAAAGAAGCCAUGGACAGUGGCCUCCACUUUACACAAAGCGUUUACUCCACUUCAAUCUCAGAGAACAGCACUAACAUAACCAAAGUUGCUAUUGUCAAUGCAGUUGGAAACCGCCUUAAUGAGCCCUUAAAAUACAGCAUCUUAAACCCAGGAAAUAAAUUCAAGAUAAAAUCUACCUCAGGGGUCAUUCAGACCACUGGAGUCCCCUUUGACCGCGAAGAACAAGAGUUAUAUGAGCUGGUGGUGGAAGCCAGUCGUGAGCUAGACCAUCUGCGUGUGGCUAGGGUGGUGGUCAGGGUUAACAUUGAAGACAUAAAUGACAAUUCUCCAGUCUUUGUGGGCCUCCCUUACUAUGCUGCUGUGCAAGUUGAUGCUGAGCCUGGGACUCUGAUUUACCAAGUGACGGCCAUUGACAAAGAUAAAGGUGCAAAUGGGGAAGUGACCUACAUCUUACAGGAUGACUAUGGCCACUUUGAAAUUAAUCCUAAUUCAGGGAAUGUUAUUUUAAAAGAAGCAUUCAACUCUGACUUGUCCAACAUUGAGUAUGGAGUCACCAUCCUAGCCAGAGAUGGUGGAAAACCCUCUUUGUCUGCAUCUGUGGAACUUCCCAUCACUAUUGUCAACAAAGCAAUGCCUGUGUUUGAUAAGCCCUUUUAUACAGCAUCCAUCAAUGAAGACAUCAGAAUGGACACCCCCAUACUAAGCAUCAAUGCCACCAGUCCAGAAGGCCAAGGAAUCGUAUAUAUCAUUAUUGAUGGGGAUCCUUAUAAACAGUUUAACAUUGACUUUGACACCGGGGUCCUGAAAGUUGCUAGCCCUUUGGAUUUUGAAAUUACACCUGUUUACAAGUUGACAGUAAGAGCCAGCGAUGCCCUUACUGGUGCCAGGGCUGAAGUCACUGUUGACUUGCUAGUUAAUGAUGUAAAUGACAACCCCCCUAUUUUUGAUGAACCCACAUACAAUACAACAUUAUCGGAGGCAUCUCUCAUUGGGACACCUGUUUUGCAGGUUGUCUCUACUGACGCAGACUCAGAAAAUAAUAAAAUGGUCCAUUAUCAGAUUGUCCAGGAUACUUACAACAGCACAGAUUAUUUUCACAUAGACAGUGCAAGUGGCUUAAUCCUGACAGCUCGUAUGCUGGACCAUGAGUUAGUACAACAUUGCACGUUGAAAGUCAGAGCAACAGAUAGUGGAUUCCCAUCACUGAGCAGUGAGGUCCUGGUUCAUAUCUACAUCUCAGACAUAAAUGACAACCCUCCCAUUUUUAAUCAGCUCAUUUAUGAGUCAUAUGUGAGUGAAUUAGCCCCCCGGGGUCAUUUCGUGACCCGUGUACAAGCCUCUGAUGCAGACAGCUCUGAUUUUGACCGGUUGGAAUAUAGCAUUUUAUCUGGGAAUGACCGAACGAGCUUCCUAAUGGACAGUAAGAGUGGAGUCAUCACACUGUCCAACCACCGGAAGCAGCGGAUGGAGCCAUUGUACAGCCUGAAUGUGUCUGUCUCUGAUGGGCUGUUCACCAGCACCGCACAGGUGCACAUCAGGGUACUUGGAGCUAAUUUGUACAGCCCUGCCUUUUCACAAAGCAUGUACGUAGCUGAGGUGAGAGAGAAUGCAGCUGCUGGGACCAAGGUAAUUCAUGUUCGAGCCACAGAUGGGGAUCCAGGGACAUAUGGGCAGAUCAGCUACGCCAUCAUCAAUGACUUUGCCAAGGACCGAUUCCUCAUUGACAGCAAUGGGCAAGUCCUAACAACAGAAAGGCUAGACAGGGAAAAUCCUUUGGAAGGAGACAUUAGCAUUUUUUUGAGGGCCCUUGAUGGUGGAGGGAGAACAACUUUCUGUACUGUGAGGGUGAUUGUUGUGGAUGAAAAUGACAAUGCUCCCCAAUUCAUGACUGUGGAAUAUAGAGCCAGUGUCAGGGCAGAUGUUGGAAGAGGCCACCUGGUCACUCAGGUUCAAGCCAUGGAUCCAGAUGAUGGAGCCAAUUCAAGAAUUACAUAUUCCCUAUAUAGCGAGGCCUCGGUUUCAGUAGCAGACCUCCUGGAGAUCGAUCCUGACAAUGGCUGGAUGGUCACAAAGGGCAAUUUUAACCAGCUGAAAAAUACAGUAUUGUCAUUCUUCGUCAAAGCAGUAGAUGGGGGCAUUCCAGUAAAGCACUCCCUCAUCCCUGUGUAUAUCCACGUCUUGCCCCCUGAAACGUUCUUACCUUCAUUCACCCAGUCUCAGUAUUCCUUUACCAUUGCAGAAGAUACAGCCAUUGGGAGCACAGUGGACACCCUAAGGAUUUUGCCCAGUCAGAAUGUCCGGUUUAGCACAGUGAAUGGGGAACGGCCAGAAAACAACAAAGGAGGUAUCUUCGUCAUAGAACAGGAGACAGGUACUAUCAAGCUUGACAAGCGCCUUGACCACGAAAUCAGCCCUGCUUUCCACUUUAAAGUAGCAGCCACUAUACCACUGGACAAGGUAGACAUUGUGUUUACUGUGGAUGUAGAUAUCAAGGUACUGGAUUUGAAUGACAACAAGCCAGUUUUUGACACAUCAAGCUACGAGACAAUCAUAAUGGAAGGAAUGCCUGUGGGCACCAAACUCACGCAAGUGAGAGCUCUGGAUAUGGAUUGGGGAGCCAAUGGGCAGGUCACUUACUCGCUCCAGUCAGAUUCCCAGCCUGAGAAGGUAAUGGAAGCAUUCAAUAUCGACAGCAACACAGGCUGGAUCAGCACCUUGAAGGACCUGGAUCAUGAGACAGAUCCCACAUUCACUUUCUCUGUGGUAGCCUCCGACCUUGGAGAAGCCUUCUCCCUUUCUUCUACUGCUUUGAUCUCUGUCAGAGUGACAGAUAUAAAUGACAAUGCACCAGUCUUUGCCCAUGAAGUGUACCGAGGGAAUGUGAAAGAGAGCGACCCGCCGGGUGAAGUAGUAGCAGUCCUUAGCACGUGGGACAGAGACACUUCUGACAUUAAUCGCCAAGUGAGCUACCAUAUUACAGGAGGGAACCCCCGAGGAAGGUUUGCCCUGGGCCUGGUGCAGAAUGAGUGGAAGGUCUAUGUGAAGAGACCACUAGAUAGAGAAGAACAAGACAUUUACUUCCUCAAUAUCACUGCCACUGAUGGGCUCUUUGUCACACAGGCCAUGGUGGAAGUGACUGUCAGUGAUGUGAAUGACAAUAGCCCAGUCUGUGAUCAGGUUGCAUAUACAGCAUUAUUUCCUGAAGACAUUCCAUCAAAUAAAAUUAUCCUGAAGGUCAGUGCUAAGGAUGCCGAUAUUGGAUCCAAUGGCGAUAUAAGAUACUCACUCUAUGGAUCUGGAAACAAUGAAUUUUUCCUAGAUCCAGAAAGUGGUGAGUUAAAAACUUUGGCUUUGCUGGACCGGGAGCGGGUCCCUGUGUACAGUCUGAUUGCCAGGGCCACUGACGGAGGUGGCAGGUUCUGCCAAUCUGAUGUCCACCUGAUCUUGGAGGACGUGAAUGAUAACCCUCCGGUAUUUUCUUCCGACCACUACAAUGCCUGUGUCUAUGAGAAUACUGCCACCAAGGCUCUGUUAACCAGAGUCCAAGCCGUGGAUCCCGACGUUGGCAUCAACAGGAAGGUGGUGUACUCCCUGGCAGACUCCGCCGAUGGAUUCUUCUCCAUUGACGGCUUGUCUGGCAUCAUUAUCCUGGAGCAGCCACUGGACCGGGAGCUGCAAUCUUCCUACAGCAUCAGCGUGCAGGCCACUGACCAGAGCCCUGGGCAGGCCCUGUCCUCUUUCACCACCGUCACUAUCACCGUCCUGGACAUUAACGACAACCCCCCUGUGUUUGAGAGGAGGGACUACCUUGUAACAGUGCCUGAGGACACCUCCCCUGGCACUCAAGUCCUUACUGUUUUUGCCACCAGCAAAGAUAUUGGCACAAAUGCUGAGAUUACAUAUCUCAUCCGGUCUGGGAAUGAACAAGGGAAAUUUAGAAUCAACCCAAAGACAGGGGGGAUUUCUGUCUCUGAAGUCCUGGACUAUGAAUUAUGUAAAAAGUUUUACCUGGUAGUAGAAGCCAAAGAUGGGGGCAUCCCAGCCCUCAGCGCUGUGGCCACAGUCAGCAUCAACCUCACUGAUGUGAAUGACAACCCUCCCAAGUUCAGCCAAGACAUCUACAGUGCCGUCAUCAGUGAGGACGCCUUGGUCGGGGACUCUGUCAUUUUGCUAAUAGCAGAAGAUGUAGACAGCCAGCCUAAUGGACAGAUUGAGUUUUCCAUUGUGAAUGGAGAUCGAGACAAUGAAUUUGCUGUGGAGCCUGUCUUGGGACUUGUGAAGGUUAAGAAGAAAUUGGACCGAGAACGGGUGUCUGGAUACUCCCUGCUUGUCCAGGCAGUGGACAGUGGCAUUCCUGCCAUGUCAUCAACUGCAACUGUCAACAUAGAUAUUUCUGAUGUGAACGACAACGGCCCGGUCUUUACACCUGCGAACUAUACUGCUGUGAUUCAAGAAAAUAAGCCAGUAGGCACCAGCAUUUUGCAGCUGGUGGUGACAGACAGAGACUCCUUUCACAAUGGGCCUCCCUUCUCAUUCUCUAUUUUGUCGGGGAAUGAAGAGGAGGAGUUUGUGUUGGACCCACAUGGGGUCUUGAGGUCAGCCGUGGUCUUCCGGCAUACAGAAUCCCCGGAAUAUGUGCUGUGUGUCCAGGCGAAGGACUCAGGUAAACCUCAGCAAGUUUCUCAUUCCUACAUCCGUGUGCGGGUCAUCGAAGAAAGCAUCCACAAGCCCACAGCCAUCCCCUUAGAAAUUUUCAUUGUCACCAUGGAGGACGACUUUCCUGGUGGGGUUAUUGGGAAGAUCCACGCCACAGAUCAAGAUGUAUAUGACGUGCUUACAUUUGCCCUGAAAUCAGAGCAGAAAAGCUUGUUCAAAGUGAACAGUCACGAUGGAAAAAUCAUCGCCCUGGGAGGCCUGGACAGCGGCAAGUAUGUCCUGAACGUCUCGGUAAGUGACGGCCGCUUCCAGGUGCCAAUCGACGUGGUCGUGCACGUGGAGCAGCUGGUGCAUGAGAUGCUGCAGAACACCGUCACCAUCCGCUUUGAGAACGUGUCCCCCGAGGACUUCGUAGGGCUGCACAUGCUGGGGUUCCGGCGCACCCUGCGGAAUGCAGUUCUCUCCCAGAAGCAGGACAGCCUGCAUAUCGUCAGCAUCCAGCCUGUGGCAGGCACCAACCAGCUGGACAUGCUGUUUGCGGUGGAGAUGCACAGCAGUGAGUUCUACAAGCCAGCCUACCUGAUCCAGAAGCUGUCCAAUGCCCGCAGACACCUGGAGAAUGUCAUGCGCAUCUCCGCCAUCCUGGAGAAGAACUGCUCAGGGCUGGACUGUCAGGAGCAGCACUGUGAGCAAGGCUUGUCUCUGGAUUCCCACGCGCUCAUGACCUACAGCACGGCUCGCAUCAGCUUUGUGUGUCCGCGUUUCUAUAGGAACGUGCGCUGCACCUGUAACGGAGGACUGUGUCCGGGGUCCAACGAUCCUUGCGUGGAGAAGCCGUGCCCAGGGGACAUGCAGUGUGUCGGUUAUGAAGCCAGCAGGAGACCAUUCCUCUGCCAGUGUCCACCAGGGAAGCUUGGAGAGUGCUCAGGGCACACCUCUCUCAGCUUUGCUGGAAACAGUUACAUCAAAUACCGGCUUUCUGAAAAUAGCAAAGAAGAAGACUUUAAGCUAGCUCUGCGUCUGCGAACCCUGCAAAGCAACGGGAUUAUAAUGUACACCAGAGCAAAUCCCUGCAUAAUUCUGAAGAUUGCGGACGGCAAGCUGUGGUUUCAGCUGGAUUGUGGCAGCGGCCCCGGUAUCCUGGGCAUCUCGGGCCGCGCUGUCAAUGACGGGAGCUGGCACUCGGUCUUCCUGGAGCUCAAUCGCAACUUCACAAGUCUGUCCCUGGAUGACAGCUAUGUGGAGCGGCGCAGAGCGCCCCUCUACUUCCAGACGCUAAGCACCGAGAGCACCAUCUACUUCGGGGCCCUGGUGCAGGCAGAUAACAUCCGCAGCCUGACGGACACGCGGGUGACGCAAGUGCUGAGCGGCUUCCAGGGCUGCCUGGACUCGGUGGUGCUGAAUAACAACGAGCUGCCCCUACAGAACAAGCGGAGCAGCUUCGCCGAGGUGGUGGGCCUGACAGAGCUGAAGCUGGGCUGCGUGCUCUACCCAGACGCGUGUGAGCGCAGCCCGUGCCAGCAUGGGGGCAGCUGCGCUGGCCUGCCCUCUGGUGGCUAUCAGUGUACCUGUCUCUCGCAGUUCACUGGAAGAAACUGUGAAUCUGAGAUCACAGCCUGCUUCCCAAACCCCUGCCGAAAUGGAGGAUCCUGUGACCCAAUCGGAAACACUUUCAUCUGCAAUUGUAAAGAUGGGCUCACAGGAGUCAGGUGUGAAGAGGACAUCAAUGAGUGUGAGCGAGAGGAGUGCGAGAACGGGGGUUCUUGCGUCAACGUGUUCGGCUCCUUCCUCUGCAACUGUACGCCGGGCUACGUGGGCCAGCACUGCGGGCUGCGCCCCGUGGUGGUGCCCAACAUCCAGGCCGGCCACUCCUACGUGGGGAAGGAGGAGCUCAUCGGCAUCGCCGUCGUCCUGUUCGUCAUCUUCAUCUUGAUCAUCCUCUUCAUCGUCUUCCGCAAGAAGGUCUUCCGUAAGAACUACUCCCGCAACAACAUCACGCUGGUGCAGGACCCGGCCACGGCUGCCCUGCUCAACAAGAGCAAUGGUAUCCAGUUCCGGAACCUGCGGGGCGGCGGGGACGGCCGCAAUGUCUACCAGGAGGUGGGGCCCCCGCAGGUCCCUGUGCGCCCCAUGGCCUACACUCCGUGCUUCCAGAGUGACUCCAGGAGCAACCUGGAUAAGAUUGUGGAUGGGCUGGGGGGCGAGCACCAGGAGAUGACCACAUUCCACCCCGAGUCACCCCGCAUCCUGACAGCCAGGCGGGGCGUGGUCGUGUGCAGUGUGGCCCCCAACCUCCCUUCAGUGUCACCCUGUCGCUCGGACUGCGAUUCCAUCCGGAAGAGUGGCUGGGACGCAGGAACUGAAAACAAAGGAGUUGAUGACUCCGGAGAAGUAACCUGCUUUGCGGGCAGUAAUAAAGGCAGCAACUCAGAGGUUCAGUCGCUCAGCUCCUUCCAAUCGGAUUCCGGUGAUGACAAUGCCUAUCAUUGGGAUACCUCUGACUGGAUGCCGGGGGCCCGCCUGUCGGACAUAGAGGAAGUCCCCAACUAUGAGAACCAGGAUGGAGGCUCUGCACACCAGGGCAGCACACGGGAGCUGGAGAGCGAUUACUACCUGGGCGGCUAUGACAUCGACAGCGAAUACCCACCCCCUCAUGAAGAGGAAUUCUUGAGUCAGGACCAGCUGCCCCCUCCCCUGCCAGAGGACUUCCCGGACCACUAUGAGGCCCUGCCACCCUCGCAGCCUGUCUCACUGGCCAGCACACUGAGUCCAGACUGCAGGAGAAGGCCACAGUUCCAUCCCAGCCAGUACCUCCCUCCUCACCCGUUCCCCAACGAAACAGAUCUGGUAGGCCUGCCUGCUGGCUGUGAAUUUAGUACUUUUGCCGUGAGCAUGAACCAGGGCACAGAGGCCACGGGACCAGCAGACAGUGUGUCUUUACCCUUGCACAAUUCCAGAGGCACCUCGUCCUCGGAUGUGUCGGCCACCUGCGGCUUUGACGAUUCCGAGGUAGCCAUGAGCGACUAUGAGAGCGUGGGGGAGCUCAGCCUCGCCAGCCUUCACAUUCCAUUUAUCGAGACUCAGCACCAGACCCAAGUGUAGGGGACACAUCUCAGGUGCUCUGCGCUGUUUGUUACAGAAAAGUCGAAGGAAAUUGGCUGGGCUCAUGUCUCAAUGGAGAGUGGUCUGUUGAGCAAGAAGGAAAUACUGUAUUUUCUGCUAGGAACUUCUUCCCAAGUAAUACAGUCACAAGCAAGCCCAAUUCCAAUUGGGUGAAAACGAAAGGCUCAGAAAUUGUUCCUGAGAGGUAACUGAGAACCCUUGCAGUACAGACCUAUCUUCGUCGCAAAGAAGGCAUACUGAGUUUUCAAAGGGAGAAAAAUGAUUUCACCCACUAAGUUACAUGGUAGCUCUUUGAUGGCUUUGUACAGUAUUGUGCCCUGGAAAGUGUUAGAGCUUCAGUCCGGCAGUAUUAUUAACUGGCAACAAUCAAAGAGGCAUUGUUGCAUGUAAUGUUGAGCCAAUAGCGGGGUGGGGAGUGAAAAAAGUAGUUAUGAUUGUUGGAAAGUCAGUCUCUUAGGUAAAAGACAAGAGGAACAAAUAUUAUUAAACCAACAAGAAAAUGGGCUGAAGCCUUUAAAAUCAACUCUAUUUUUUUUUUAAUAAGCUGCACAAUUUUCAGCUAUAAAACUAGGUUUGAGUAACAUGUUUACUGUGCUCAAUUAUUUCUGCUUCUUUGUUUGUUUUAAGCAUCCAAUAUAAUAUAGUUGGGUUUUAUGAUCUUUGAGAAAGGUAUCCAUGAAGAGCAAUGUGAGGAUAUUUGGGUGCCAUUUUGAGGGUGGGGGAGAAGGUUAACAUUGUUUGAACAUUAGAAAGAGUGCGAUUAUCUGGUUUGUUUUUUUUUUUUUUUUUCUGUUAGAUAUUCCUGGCUGGAACUGCAAUUUUAACAUUGCUACGGAAAUUGGCCUUUGUUCUUGAGAAUCAGAAAAUGAAAAAAAAAAAAAAAAAAACUAGUGUAUUGUUAUAUAAAAUGAGAGCUAUUUAAAAGGUUAAGCAGAAUUCACAAAUUCAGAAAAACACAUAUAUAAUAUUUUCAGAGUUUUCAGGCUGGAUAAUCACAUUUCUUGAUAAUGCAGAUAAAAGGUGCUUGUUAUUCUAAAUUGAUAACGUCACUAUAAAUGCAAUUAUGUUUAAAAAAAAGUAGACUUGUUGUUGUGUAGAAAUUAUAAUAGUGUCUGUGUGUGGGCCUACGUACAACUGUGUACUUGCACUCAAUAGGGCUGCUCUUGAGGAAGGCUGACGUGAAGGCUUUGGUAUAUGGACCAUGUUGAAAACCCUGCCGAUGAGGCAGAACUUCCAAUUACUCUGAUCUCUAUGUUUUGUUUUGUUUUGUUUUUCUAUGUGACGUUAGGGAAACACCAGAUGCCAUAUUUUUACUCCGGUUCACUUGACUUUAUUUUGGUACUGCCAUUUAUAUUAACACAAAGCAAAACUGUCCUUUUUAAAAACAGUAUUUUGUUAUAAUUGUCCAGUUCUAAAUUCUACUUGAAAAAUAUGUAAUGUUUAAUUAUACCCUGGGGUUCUCCUCUCAUCUGACAUACAGGCUUUGGCCAUGGAUUUGCAAAAUUGACAGGAGAAAUUAUUCCACUGGAAAUACAGUAACACACUACUCAAAACUUCAGGCUGACAAGUUGAGUGAAAGACUUUCCUCUUUUGCUUCAAUCACAUUAUGGCCGCAUGUGCGGUGACCAUGGUAAAUAAAUGCAUAUUUGCACUAUCUGCUUAAUGAGCAAAUCUCUGUGUCCACAGUUUCAGAUGACAUAUGGCAUUGGUGUGUAAAUUGUACUGUUCCAAGUCUGCCUAUCGUCCACUCAGACAUAUUUUUAGUUGUUUCAAUUGCAUUUAAUCCACUUACAUCUUUGUAAGAGUCAGUGUUUCUGAACCGUUCCUUUGCAUUCCUGAGUAAGUGGACACACACUUGACAGGUUUUUCAGCCUUUCUCCUCUUCCUGUCUCUUGGUCAGACCUCCUCACAGAGGUAUUAUCCGCACCGUGGUCUUGAAAUAAAUGAAUUUCACUAAGGCUGCUUUCGAGAAUAAAGUUUUUGGUACUUUUCUUAUGUAAGAAGCAUAUCUGCAAGAAUCACGGAGAAAAUGACAAACUAAUGGUCCAGAAUAGAAUCACUGUUACACUUUUAAUAAGGCAAUGACAUAAAAACCAUCAAAGUGAAACCAACAAUUCAUUCCUUGCCCCCAGGAAAUAUUAGAUCAAGAGUAAUGCCUAUGAGUUACCACUGCUUACACAGCGUCUCUUCGAGGGAGAAUGCCUGACUGACGCAGUAACGAAGGAAUAAAUAGAUCCUAACGCAUCUGUGAAAUCACGGAAGAAAAUCACGCCACUCUUUGCUCUGACCUAUAUAAAAUACCUCUUUCUUCGGAAUAUCACCGCCUGAUUUUCUACUGCAGAGUAUCUCUGCAGCUGUAUGUAUACCAGACAAGGAUGUGGCAUUAUCUUUAAACAUAUCGUAUCUCUUCACUUUUUGGAAAAAUAGAUUCCCUUAUAGAUUAAGAAAUGGUUUGUAGUGAGGCCAAGAUGGAGUCAGGUGGGAUGACUGCUGAUUCAAAGAGCUAGAAGGAAACAAGUUCUGCUAGUCCAGUCCCUUAAUUUUAUAAAAGAGGAAACAAACCCAGAGAGGGGAAGGGACUUGCCUAUGGUUACACAGGAAGUUAAGUGGCUGAACAGGGACCAGAACCUGCCCAGUUGGCUGAUAUUCUUUCUACAUAACACUACUCACCGCUAACUGCCUUGGGCGUGGCAGCCACCUGCUUCUGCUAGACUUUCCACCUGCCUGUCAUUGAUGUUUCUUUGCAGGCCAUCUAGCAAGGUCACAGUUACAGAAUUCACACAUUUCUUUGGACAUUUACCAAAAUGCUACUUUUGCCAAAUGGAAGUUUUCUAAAAUGGGGGUGGAAUGAUCAUUAUACAACUGGACUCAGACCAGUUACACACAGUGAUGAAAUUUUGAUUUUAAUAUCCCUCACUGGGUACAGUUUUGGUUUUCUUUCUUUUUUUUUUUUUUUCUUACCUGUAUCAGUUUUGGUUCCUACCCUGCCACCCUAAUGAACCACAUGGAAAAUACUUAAGCCGAUUGUUGCGUUUCCCUUUUUCUAACAUGUGCUACCUCCUGGGAGCCAUUUUUCCAUAACCUGUUGUAGGCACUUUACCUGUAUUGCACACAUUAUGGUUAGGUUGAGGGUAGGUGGAUUGUUGGUAUUUGUCAUAUAAUAAGUAGAAGCCAUAGGGUAGCAAAAGAUGAAUAAAAGUAGGUGUUCGACUUACUCCCUUUCCUCUAUGAGUAUUUGGCUGAUAGAUUCCUUCUGCAUCAGCUUUCUAUAUACCCAUGAAAUGCCAUUCUAGAAAACAUAGUGAUAUGAGUAGGUCAAAUCCAUGCAUCUGAGGUUUAAUCUAUCGGAGAAUCAGUGUUAAGGCCUGGAAAGGGAAUGUGUAAUGCAUUCUUGAAACUUACUUGGAACUGCCCCUUGGAAUUACUAGCACGGUCUGGAAAAAAAAAAGUAAAAUAUAUAUUCUGUUGACCCCUCCUACUUAUUCCCAUAAAACCCAACCUGCUGCCUCCCCUAAUGCCGAGUCUACACAAUCAAAGUCAGGGAAAUUAAGAAAAGAGAUUAUCAAAAUAAAUCAUUUAAGAACCAGAAAACACUUUCAGGUGAAAUAAUUCAGGAAGAUCAAGUGUUCGUUUUGCAUGGAUUGUCAAGAUAAUUGUCUGGCCUCUUCACUCCGCUGCUCUCUCUGCACAUAGAUAUGGCUAAGGUGGUUAGUCUGUCAUGUUUUAUGUUUUCAGUUUCAAACUAUAGGAAAUGGAGAUUGGAGGAGGCAUUUCUUCUGUGUCUUAUUUCGUGUGGCCUUUGAGAAGGCGGUUAUGUAUCUUUGCUGGUUUGUGUCCUGCAACGUUCAACUGCACAUUAUUCUGAUGAAAAUCCACAAUGUCUUUAAGCCUCUGGCUAUGGAAUUGUGGGGCUUAAAGUCACCAUUUGUGGGUUUGCCAUCAGUUACUAUUUAGCCAGCUGGCUAAGUGAUAGGAAAAGAAUAAGAUAUUUCUUUCCUUAUGUAAUAAUGAAAAGCAAUAAUUACAAGUAUGUAAUAUUACACAAAGGCCAUAAUUAGUCUCUUCCAGUGUUUAGGAUGCACUAAAAAAUCGUAGUCAUUUGGAGUGUUUGGACCCGUUAGUCUGUACCGUAGUACCCUUGCAACAAACCAAUACCUGAAUUGUUACUAUUUCACAAUUUUAUAAGCCCAUACUACUGCAUUUCGGGAAGUGACAAAUGUGUUUGGAAAUGGAAGCAGUUCUUUUUUAAGCACUGUAUCAGAAAGGUUGUCUUGUAAAUUUACCUGUUGCAAACAGGCUGGUUUGUAAAAGAUGUAUGUUUUGGUGUUUAAGAUGUUUAUAAAAUUGUAUAUAAUGGUUUUGAUUUUCCAGGCUUUUGUAGAUAACUGCAUUUGAUGCCUAUCAGGAUGCUUUAAUUUGGGGAGGGGGGCAGGGGUAGGAGGUGUCAAAUAGAAUUCUAAGUCAUCCAAGCUUUUUGUCUGUAAACUUUGAGGUAACUACACACACAAAAAGAGGAUUUUAGAUUUGCAAACAAUGUUGUUUAAUCAUUUCAAACUGUACCGUAACCUUCCUUUGGUUCUACUGUUUUAACUUUUUCUGUUUUCAAGAAAAUGUUAUCGACUUUUUUUUUGAAAUGAGUGUGUUCUGCCCAGUUACUAAGUACUUGAUUUUUAUACCAUUGCAAAUUCAGAAAGAGACGUUUCAUUUCUUCACACACACACACACACAUGCACACUCACCUGAACUUGCACACACAUCAGACACCAAAUCUUAUGCAAAGGGGAAAGAGACACUUAAAGUGAGUCUUGUCCCUGAUGGAAAUGGAUUGUUCCUGCAUAUAUUGCCAUUGGCAGUAUCCAGUCUUGUGUUCCUUUUCUAAAAAAAUGAAAAAAGAAAAAAAAAAAGACAGCCAAAAAUAAAUAAAUAAAAGUCCCAACAGUGUACAGGUUUGUAACUGCCAAAAUUUGAUGGUUAAAACAAGUUUUCAAGUAAAAAAAAAGAAAGAAAUAGCAACUGUGUUCUUGACUCUUUUUAAGCGUUUCUUUUUACUUGUCUUUAGUUAAUAGCUUACAUGGCCCUCACAAGGUCAUCCUACAGUCCAUGGUGGAAAGAUCAAGCAUGCUCUUUAAUCCUGUUGUUUGAUGCCCUCAAGUCCAUUGUGACUCAUAGUGACCCCACGUGACAGUAUAACUGCCCCACAGAG
Messenger RNA from Loxodonta africana (African savanna elephant), 18895 nucleotides. RefSeq names its product FAT atypical cadherin 3 (gene FAT3). Gene Ontology annotation, cellular component: plasma membrane; cell-cell junction. Gene Ontology annotation, biological process: homophilic cell-cell adhesion. The coding region runs from base 1 to 13671 and encodes 4556 amino acids. The record is from RefSeq and is a predicted model, not a curated record. NCBI's taxonomy places the organism in Eukaryota, Metazoa, Chordata, Mammalia, Proboscidea, Elephantidae. Gene Ontology annotation, molecular function: calcium ion binding. The transcript is spliced from 25 exons.